AUGAUUGCCCCCGUCCCGGAUGCGGAAAUGACUGCGACUCAAUUUGUAAAGAAACCAAUUCGAUCAGAACCCUCGAACAUGGGAAAGGUCGAUGCCGUCGCUGAUCCUUCAAGCCUGGCCUCCAUCAAUGGUGCGAAAUUCCUAGCUGAACCUAGCAUGAUCAAUUUCAACGGAAGUAUCACUGAUGGCUGUACAUCGACGAAACCAGUCUCCGAUGCUUUCACAAAAAAUUCAUCAGCCGGGUCUUUCCAAAACAACCUUACACAGGCUCAAAAGACGGCAGUCGAAAUUUUGAAAGUCAUCGAGAGCUAUGGGAUGGAUUAUGAGAAAACCGAGGGCUCUUGGAAAGGGUUGCAGUCAUUCAUUCCCGUUGUUGCCGAGCAGGUCAAACGUCAGCAACCGAUCCGAAUGAUACUACCCGCAUUUCCGUUCAAGUCUCCAAACUCUCGUGACAAGGUCCUGGGUGUGCUGCCUGACUUUGGUGAGGAGUUGGCUCUUUGCCAUCUGAACGGGUUGUGUGAGAACAUUGCUCAAGCCUACGAGCCAGGGGCCAAUGUAUACAUUAGCUCGGAUGGGUUAGUGUACAAUGAUAUCCUGGGGGUGCCAGAUGAAGUCGUUUGGGAUUAUGGGGAGACUUUGCGAAGCAUGGCGGUUGAGAAGGGUCUGACCAACGUCAAGUUCAUCCGACUGUUCGAGCUUCUCGAGCAUCCGUGGUUUCCCAGUGACAAUGCCGAAUCUGCAAAGGCAUCUUACCUAGCACAUGCCAGUUGCCUGCGACGCGAGUUGAUGUUUGCUUUUGGGGAUCCAACGUUCAACGCGGACGAAGCCAUCAAGACUGACAACGAUACUUGCCUGACAUAUCGCGGCUACAUCAAGUUUCUCACCAAGGAUCUAGCUCAUCAAGAAGAAUCCAAAGGUCUUUCCAAGCGAGCUAGACAGUCCCAAAUUUCGCAGAUUGCCCGCCAGAUGAUCAUUCGUGGGAAGAUGUUUGCUGCCGCAAUCAAGGCCAACCGGGGUGACUAUGUGCGCCUGUCCAUUCAUGAGUCAGCAGGGGAGAGGAAGUUAUCGGUCUCCCUGAUUCCACAGAUCCGAGGGACACUUGGCUUCACUCCGUGGCAUGCAUCUGUCGCUGUUGGACUAGACGGCUCAUAUCGUACGGCACAUGCAGAAGACGUCCGUCAAACACACGAUCUAGUGUGCAAAAAUGGCCAACCGUACUUGUUCCGGGAAAGAUCCGGCAUCUUCGAUUGGCAUGAGAAUGGUCUUUCGGUCGAAUUCGAGCACCUCUAUCCCUGCGGUAUCAUCAUUCGUCCGGCCGACGCUGAUAAUUUGCACGGACGGCCCUCGAUCUCCGAGAUUCCAAUGCACAAAGUGAGACGGAUGUCAAACACCAUGUCUCCUGUGAUCUUACGUGGCUUCGCAGACACACUGAAUGAGGACCUCUAUGUGAAAGCGGCAUCCGAUCUGGGCACAAUUCUUCCUUGGAGUUUUGGCAUCAUCCAAAAAGUUCGCGACGCUGGUCGUGCAGAUAAGAUGGGGAACAACGUCACUUCCAACGAGGCCAUGCCGAUGCAUUUUGACGGGAUGUUCAAAUUUGAGGAGGUGACCGAUCCCGAGACGGGUGAGGUAAAGAAAGUCCAGCGUCCGCCAGGUUAUCAGUUCUUUACCUGCCCGGCAACAGCCCCCAAAGGCAGUGGAUAUACGCUGUUCGCCAGUUCUCGGCUAUUCUGGAGAUAUCUCCCACGACCAUGGAAUGCGGCCCGUUUAGAGAAAGUCACAUGGGCGAUGGAAAAUGACGGCUUCUGGGACGCAAAAAUGAAGAAUCUGCCAUUAUGCGUGAAACAUCCCAUCACAGGCCUUCCGUGUCUCAGAUGGCACCAACCUUGGGAUUCAACAAAAACCAAAUUCUCGACGUGCGAUGUCAAGAUUGAGAAUGAAGAUGCGAGUCUGGUACAGGUGAUCGAUCGGGUCAUGUAUGACUUUCGAGUAUGUCUUCGGUUUGAAUGGGAGAAGGGUGAUCUCUUGAUCAGUGACAACACAGCAAUGCUUCAUACUCGGACCGGGUACGUCACUGACUGCGACCGGGAAUUGUGGCGUAUUCAUUUCGAUUAG
Molecule: messenger RNA, 2112 nt
Organism: Penicillium oxalicum
Lineage: Eukaryota; Fungi; Ascomycota; Eurotiomycetes; Eurotiales; Aspergillaceae
Gene: xanB
Product: isocyanide synthase xanB
Exons: 2
Coding region: 1-2112 (703 amino acids)
Molecular function (GO): oxidoreductase activity
Source: RefSeq, a predicted model, not a curated record